AUACAUAGAUACGAGUUGUCGAUUAUAGCUUGUUUAAACAUAUAUAUUUCACUCCAAAGCAACAGCAGCAGCAACAUAAAUCCCUCCCUUUUCAACACUGUUCGUUGAUAUACACCACCACAGAUUACAGAAGUUUCGUCGACUUGUGCGAAACAUGGAUUCAAAAGGAGACGAUGGAAGUAGAGAGAUGCUCUUGAAGCUUCAAGAGAAGAUUGAGAAAGCCACUUCUGAGCUCAAAGCGUCAGGAUCAUCAUCUGUUUCCACUUCAUCUCAUCAUCUUCAAAAGCUCUCUAAAGAGGUCCAGCAUCUUCUCGAGAAGACUGCGAACGCUCAGGAUCCGAGUAAACCGCAGAUUCGCGAUGAGCUUGACAAGGUGUUUGAUGCUGAGGAAGUUGGACACUCGUGCGAUUUAUGCGACAGAGAUCUAGCCUCUGAUCCAGAACGACCUAAUGCUUCUUUGCGCAGCUUACAAGGAGCGUGCGUGCUGGCUUGUGGUCAUGUCUACCACUUCAAAUGUUUGAGAGGCACCACUCUUGAUCUUGAUAACCCUUCCUGCAUUUUCUGCAACAGCUAACUAACAUGACAUCCUAGCCUUUGUGGACCAA
Brassica oleracea var. oleracea is the source of this 605-nucleotide messenger RNA. RefSeq lists its product as uncharacterized. The record is from RefSeq and is a predicted model, not a curated record. NCBI's taxonomy places the organism in Eukaryota, Viridiplantae, Streptophyta, Magnoliopsida, Brassicales, Brassicaceae. The coding region runs from base 155 to 574 and encodes 139 amino acids. The transcript has 3 exons.